CCAAUUUGGGGUUUUCGGUUGCCCAUUCCAUAUUAAAUUGGGUUUUAUUUUGUAUUUGUAUUUUUGGAUAAUUCAUUCUACAACGACAGAAAACACCGAAUAAACUCCAAAGUUUUUUUUGGCACGCUAGAAACAUAUGGGAAACAUAGGAAACGACAAACCCCUGUCCACGCUUACUUGGUCAGACGGGCAUGUACGAGUAUCAAAUUAUUUAAGAAGUCACUGGUUCAGUCGGGUCUACAUCGGUGUCUUGUCAAAAUUUUCCACCAAUUUCUCUGCGAGAAAACGGAGGAACACGCGAAAUUUUCUUUUUGUGCUCGUAUAAAACAAAACCAUGAUAAAAUCGGACUACAAGAUGAGAAAACGCCUCCACAAGCCUAAGCCCCAAGUGGAGGAAAUUAGCGAAGAAGAUAUUGCCCAAUUCAAAACUGAAGACGGCUUUCCGGUGCAGACUCUCUAUGUGAGUGGAUUUGGUAGUUCUUCCCCAAAUGUUCAGACACUAAUGUCAUCCUUUGCCAAUGAUGGCCCUAUUAAAAAAGUAUCUAUCAAUGAUACAGGCAAGAUAGCGUAUGCCUUCGUGACAUUUUCUGAUGUCAAGAGUGCUCUGAAGGCCCAAAAGACUCCACACUAUUUCAACAGACGGAGGUUAAUCCUCAGGCCAGCAGACAGUUGGCAUCAGCCUCAAGACUGGCGAGAACCUUCGGACAAUGAUGAAGAGAUUGACAUGGAGCAGUCAAUUCUAAAGCUCAACGAUGAUUGCUUAUUCUGCAUCUUUUCCUACCUGAAUUUGCGGGAUUUGGCUGUGAUGGAGAAGGUAUGUACGAGAUUUCAGACUGUUGCCGAGAGUAUCUACAAGUCUCAGCAUGUUCUGGACUUUGAUCAACUUGCCGAGAGCAACCUCAUCACGUUGAUGGAGGUGAAGAAUAUCUCAACAAAGCUGGGUUGCUAUGUGCAUACCCUCAAGGCCUCAUCCACGUCAUUCCGCACCAUCAACAUUCGCGUCCUCAAUACCAUCCUCAAGCACUGCACCAAUCUGCAGACCAUGUACCUCGAAGGCUUUCAUAUCAACACACCAUUCUGCCUAACACUGCUGGCCAAGGCCUUUGGGAAGCUCAAGAUAGCCGCCUUGGAGAAUUGCAGUAUCACAGAUGAGCUGGCUGGAUGUCUUCGGGAUGCACGAGAGUUGGAAGUGCUCAAUCUAACCCAAAACUCUGAGAUUCGGGGUGAAUGUCUUGUAGGUCUACGGAAAAUCAAAGAGAUCAACCUGAGUUACUGCCAAAAUCUCCAGCCGUACUACUUUGUGCAGUUCUGCGAGCGAAAUCCCGAACUGCGAGAACUCAAUAUUAUUCGCUGUGAUAAGAUUAAUCACCUCUGUCUCGAGGCCAUGUCGAAGCAUCUAAAAAAUCUUGAGAGUCUAAUGAUAUGCAACUCAUACGCAACCGUUAGUCCAGGAGACUACGUCAUCCUCGGCGAUAUGCCCAAUCUAACCCAUCUGCAGGUCAACUACAAUAAUUUCCUCAAUGUUGACACCUUCCUGGCGCGUUUAGCUGACCGAGAUCGUUUGGAGUACCUCGAUAUUUCAUCCGGACAUCUCACACGUAACACCCUGAGAGCUUUGGUGAACUUCAGCAAGCUCAAAGUGCUGAAGCUCAAUUACAAGAUUGAAUGUGUGGAUGACACUCUCAUGCUGAUUUCGUCGACUGAAACUCUUCAGGAGCUCCACAUAAUGGGCUGCACGAGUAUCACGAAUGAGGGUCUCGUAGCGUUCAUCACUAAAUGCAGAGCACUGAGGUACAUCAACAUGUCCGGAUGCUAUGGCAUCACCAAUGAUCUCGUCAUCAACAUCCUGCCGCUUCUUGAUGAGCGGACUCAACCACUGGAACUCAUUGUAGGCGGCACGCAGAUUUCUCCCGCUGUAGAAGAACAAAUAAGUUUGGCUGAAAACAUCAAAAUCAAAUUGAAUUACUCGAACACGGCAAAUUCAUUCUGUUCAAUUGAUGAAUGGGAAGAUAUGUUAUAUGGUGAUGAUGAUCCCGAUUUGGAUGAUAUCGAUGACCUAGAUGAUGACGAUAUCCACCCAUUUGCAUUCUUUGACAAUGGCUACGAUGACUCUGAUUUUGAUGAUGAAUUGCUGUUCGAGAUCUAGAAACAAAUGUAUUUUUGGCUAGAAAACCCAUACACUUGAAAAUUCUUAAUUCCCUUCCUUUUCUUUUUCUUUGAUUUGUCAAUUUCCAUACCCUCCCAUGAAGUUUACAUGGAGAAUCUCCUAAUGUAAAAUUAAUUUAGUAAAAAGUGAAAAUUCGAAUAAAUUAAAUUCUGUGAAA
Phlebotomus papatasi is the source of this 2324-nucleotide messenger RNA. RefSeq lists its product as uncharacterized. Lineage: Eukaryota; Metazoa; Arthropoda; Insecta; Diptera; Psychodidae. The transcript has 5 exons. The coding region runs from base 335 to 2146 and encodes 603 amino acids. Gene Ontology annotation, biological process: SCF-dependent proteasomal ubiquitin-dependent protein catabolic process. The record is from RefSeq and is a predicted model, not a curated record. Gene Ontology annotation, molecular function: protein binding; RNA binding. Gene Ontology annotation, cellular component: SCF ubiquitin ligase complex.